Lathyrus oleraceus (garden pea) is the source of this 1138-nucleotide messenger RNA. RefSeq lists its product as uncharacterized. The record is from RefSeq and is a predicted model, not a curated record. The transcript is spliced from 4 exons. Lineage: Eukaryota; Viridiplantae; Streptophyta; Magnoliopsida; Fabales; Fabaceae. Bases 93 to 710 code for a protein of 205 amino acids.
GAUUUCUGCAUAGGUAAUUUAUUUUAAGAUUGAGCCGGAAGGUUGUUUUUCUCAGCUUAUUUCAAGCAAUUUUGUUGUUUUUGCUGUGUUUGAUGCUCUCUAUUGCCAACAAGGUGAUAGUCAAGCAUGCUGUCACCAAAAUAAGAGAUGGGGAUGUUCUUCUAACAUACGGGUCAUCAUUGGCAGUUGAAAUGAUUCUUUUGCAUGCACACGAAUUAGGAAAACAAUUUCGUGUUGUGAUAGUUGACUCUCGUCCAAAGCUUAGAGGACAACAGUUACUCCGCAGGCUUGUGGAGAAAGGUCUUAACUGUACAUACACUCAUAUAAAUGCUGUUUCCUACAUUAUGCAUGAAGUUAGUCGAGUUUUUCUGGGUGCUGAAUCAAUAUUGUCUAAUGGAACGGUAUAUUCAAGAGUGGGGACUGCAAGUGUCGCAAUGGUUGCUCAUGCAUCCCGUGUACCAGUCAUAGUAUGUUGUGAGGCCUAUAAAUUUCAUGAAAGGGUACAGCUGGACUCGAUUUGCUCGAAUGAACUUGGUGAUCCAGAUGCCAUUUCAAGUGUUCAAGGUAGAGUGGAUGUCAACCACUUGGAUGGUUGGUCCGAUAUUGAAAAUCUGCAACUUCUAAAUCUGAUUUAUGAUGCAAUGCCUUCAGAUUACGUUUCAAUGAUAGUCACAGAUUAUGGAAUGGUCCCCCCACAAGUGUACCUGUAAUUGUAAGAGAAUAUGGGAGAGAACAGGUCUGGAUAUAAAUUAUUCAAAUGCAAAGGCCUGGUAGGAAUGGGUUGUAAGAGAAAAUGGGAGAGAACAGGUGUGGCUAUAAAUGAUGCAAAGGCAAAGGCCUGGUAGGAAUGGAUUGUAAGAGAACAUGAAAGUGAACAGGUCUGCAUAUAAAAUUAUGCAUUGCGAAUGCCUGUAGGAAUAAAUUUUGAAAUUAUUGUAAUUCAUGUUUAUCGAUUAUUUUCCAUAUUGGAAUUAUGUGCCUCUUUGUUAGGAAAUUUUAGACAUUUCUAUAUUCAACUGUCCUAGCGAAGAGAGCAAACAUUUCGCCUCUCCAGGCAGAUUUAGGUAUGUAUUUUCAUUCACAACAGUUCUUCUUUCUCUUCUAUUGUUUUUCAAGUAUCGGAUAAGUUGUCUCACAA